Molecule: messenger RNA, 5884 nt
Organism: Larimichthys crocea (large yellow croaker)
Lineage: Eukaryota; Metazoa; Chordata; Actinopteri; Sciaenidae
Gene: ly75
Product: lymphocyte antigen 75
Exons: 35
Coding region: 1-5232 (1743 amino acids)
Source: RefSeq, a predicted model, not a curated record
AUGCUGAAAAUAUCCGGAGCGACACUUUGCCUUUGUUUGUUGACUGUGUUGCGGUCAACUGUUUUCUUGGGGACUUGCUCACCGGUUGAAGUUACAAAUUUUGACAAGGAUGCUUUCACCAUCAAGCACGUGAGUACGGGGGAGUGCCUGGGCACGGGGACUUCAUCAGACUUGAGUCUCACCUCAUGCGGCGCGGACAACAGGUCCAAUCUGUGGAAGUGGGGUUCGGGUCACCGGCUCUUCCACGUGGCCACGUCCCUCUGCUUGGCGUUGGACGUGCGCAGCAAGUCCUUGGCCCUGGUCGACUGUGGCUCCAACAUUCUGCUAUGGUGGCGUUGCCUGGAAGGAGCUGUUUACACCGUUUACGAGAUGGGCCUGGUGGUCAGCGAUGGCAAAGUUGUAGCCAAACGCGACACUCUUGAUAACUGGCUACGAGAAGGAUCCCAGGACAACAUCUGCCAGAGGUCAUAUCAUGUCGUUCACUCCACCAGUGGGAACUCUGCCGGCGCUCCCUGUGAGUUCCCUUUCAAGUACAAUGGCAGCUGGUAUCAUGGAUGCCUCCCGGAUGCAGAUUUCCCUGGACUGUCCUGGUGUGGCACCACAUCGGACUAUGACCAAGACAGAAAGAUGGGACACUGUCUAAUUCCUGAGGAGGGAUGCCAGACUCUGUUUGCCGGGCCGGAAGGGGAUUUCUGCUAUGAGUUUGUUUCCAGUGCCGCAGUGUCCUGGCAGGAAGCUUUGGAUUCAUGUCGUAGUCAGGGAGCUGAUCUCCUGAGUAUUUCUGGGCCAGACGAUCUCCACUCCAUGACCUUUUUGGAAGGCCUCGACAGAAUGCCUGAGAGGAUGUGGAUCGGCCUCCACCAAUUAGACACUUCUCAGGGCUGGCAGUGGUCUGAUGGAUCCCCUCUCUCCGUCCUGCGCUGGGAAACGGGAAUGCCAUCCUUCUCCAUGAUUAUCGAGACAGACUGUGGAGUACUGAACUCUAAACGCAACUAUGAAUCUGAGUCGUGCAACAAACGACUGCCGUACAUCUGCAAGAAGAGUGUCAAUGCCUCCCACACAGCAGCAGCACCAGAGCCUUUUGCAUAUAAAGAAACGGUGUGUGCGGAAGGUUGGGUCCCGUGGAACGGCUGGUGUUACAAGUUAGUGAAGGACAAACCUCAAACCUUUACAGAUGCCAUAAAGCACUGUAACAACACAGAGGGAGGCUCUCUGGCCAGCCUUCACUCCAUCGACAUCAAAGAGAUGAUCAGCACUAAUUUCCAUGCCGAUAACAAGUUUUUGGAUGUGUGGAUCGGUCUGCAAGGUUUCGGCAUAAAUACCACCGUCCUCAAGUGGAUUGACCAAGCGCCCGUCACCUUCACCUACUGGGGCAUAAACCAACCAUCCAGGCCCACUCAGGAAAUCAGCUGUGUCUCUUACACUGGAGAGUCUCAUGCUUGGAGGUUUUCGGACUGCUCACACAUGCUACCUUUUAUGUGUCAGAAGAAAGGAAAGGUCCAGGAAUCGGUGACACAGGACGGAUGUCCAUAUAAAGAUGGUUGGAGGAGACACGGUAACUCCUGCUUUCAAGUGAACACCAAACAAGUAUCCUUCAAAGAUCGCUGUAACGUCACUAUACGAAACAGAUUCGAGCAGGCCUUUAUCAGUCGUCUGCUCAGAGAGCAUAUCAGCAAGGAGCCUCAGUAUUUUUGGAUAGGGCUGCAGGACAUUAAGAACACAAGGGAGUACCAGUGGCUGAGCCAAGAUGGGUCCUCAGGUGUGGUUACAUACACCAACUGGGGCUGGUUUGAACCAAAUCUGGAUGGAGCUUGUGCAGUUAUUUCCACUGCAAAACCCAUAGGCAAGUGGGAAGUGAAGAACUGUACCACUUUUAAGGCCGGCACCAUUUGUAGAAAAGACCUCGGUCCACCUCCAGAACCAGAACCAGAGCCGAACCCCAACGCAACCUGUCCUAUUGGAUGGACGUCCAAGCCAAACAUCAAAUACUGCUACAAGGUGUUUCACAGCGAAAGGGUGAGCAGGAAGCGCUCGUGGGAGGAGGCUGAGAGGUUCUGUCGGGCUCUGGGAGCCAGCCUGCCCAGCUUCACAAAUAUUGUUGAGAUGAGAGCCCUGCACACCAUCAUGAGAGAAACCAUCAGUGAUAAUCGGUACUUCUGGGUCGGCCUGAAUAGGAGAAACCCGGCCGAUCGCUCCUGGCAGUGGAGCAAUGGGCAGCCUGUAUCUGUGGAUGUUUUACACCAUGAUUUCCAUGAGGAUGAUGAAUACAGUCGGGAUUGUGCUGCAUUCAAGACAAUGAAGAGCACCUUGAAACACCUGUUUGUGUUUCUGCUCCACGACUUACCCCCCACUCCUUUCUUCUCCACGCCAUUUCACUGUGACGCCAGGCUAGAGUGGGCCUGCCAAAUACCCCGCGGAAAGACACCGAAGAACCCAGACUGGUAUAAUCCCGUUGGGCACCAUGAGACAUCGAUCUUUGUAGAUGGGGCAGAGUUUUGGUUCGUUGAUGAGCCUAAGCUUUCUUUUGAGGAGGCCAAGGACUAUUGCAAAUCGAAUGGCAGCAAACUGGCUUCACCGCUUAGCUUAACCGCUGCUGGACAGGUUCACCAGUACUUAAAAAAUAUAUCAAGUUCUCCAAAGCAAAACUGGUGGAUCGAUUUGAGAAACCCCAGCCAGAUAUUCCCCAUGACGUACACCCAGAUCUACUUUUAUCAUUCACUUUUCCUGGGCAGAUGCACCUCCAUCAGUCCUGAAAACUUCUUUCCAGAGCAUGAGCGCAGUUGCUUGGAACGAUUGCCCUUUGUGUGUCAGAAACACAACGUCACAUCAGUGGAGAUAAACCCUCUGGAGCCUCAGCCUGGAGGACUGCCGUGUGGCAAUGGGUCUCUGUCCUUCAGAAAUAAGUGCUACACACUGAUGAGGAGCUUGAAGCCAGUGACGUUCAAGUAUGCCAAUGAGCUAUGCCAGUCAGUGAGGGGAACCCUGGUCACUAUAUCGGACCAGGUGGAACAAGACUUCAUCACCACCCUUUUGCCGGGCAUGAGAAACAUGGACACGAUAUGGAUUGGUCUGAAAAUCAAAAGUGACGACCAUGAGUGGAUGGAUCAGUCCGAUGUUAAAUACACCAAUUUUAACCCACUGCUUGUUGGCAUGCACAAGACCAUGAACAUCAACCCAUGGGAUCCAGAGAGUACAAAUUUUUGCGUGUUUAUGAUGAAUAAUCCCAACACUGCCAUGCUGGGUACCUGGGAUUAUUCUUCGUGCUCACAACAGCAACACUUAUCUGUCUGCCAGCAUUAUGCAGAUAAACUAGAGGAGCCCGGCUACCCCACAAAGCCCUUCAACGUCAGUAACCACACCAUCCUGCUGCUUGUCAAAAAUCUCACCUGGUUUGAGGCGUUAGAGCAGUGCAGAAAUAAUAACAUGGACCUGGCAAGUGUGGCCGAUACCUUCCUGCAAUCCUCCCUCACUGUGCAUGUGAGCCGUGCGCGCACUCCCAUGUGGAUCGGCCUGUUUAGCGAAGACGAGGGGAUCCAUUACCGUUGGACUGACCACAGUCACACUGUGUUCAGCCGCUGGGCUUCUGAUGUCACCAUCGGUUCGUGCGUCUACCUGGACACAGAUGGCUUCUGGAAAGCUACCGAGUGUGAGGAAGGGCUAGGAGGUGCUAUCUGCCACAAACCACACAAAGAGAUCAUUACCACACCGGAGGAUGUUGCAGUGAAGUGCCCUCAUAAGAUUAAAGGUCCAAACUGGAUCCCCUUCAAGAACAACUGCUACUCGUUCCAGCUGGUCGCCUCCAGAUGGGAGCAGUUUGACAACGGACUGAUUCACGACACCUGCAAAAAACUCCACGCAGACGCAGACAUCCUUACCAUCCGAAACAGGGAGGAGAACGAGUUUAUUAAGCAGCAACUCAUACCGUUUAAAAAUUUGGUCCAGUUUGUUUGGCUGGGACUGUUUCAGGAUGAAAACGAUAACCAGAUGAAGUGGUAUGACGGCACAAAUGUUCAAUAUUCUAACUGGGCAAAAGGCAGACCAAAUCCAAACGGACCAUUCUUGGCUGGUCUCACCGUGGACAGCAACUGGAUUCUCAUCUCAAACCCAGACUUAUUCUCAGAGUUCAAACAAAGGACCAUUGUAACCUGCAAACUGGACAAUGAACCCAAACAAAAGUACAACCAGUCAAUCAAGGAUUUGCAGCACUACGGCAACUUAACUUAUGAGGUUUUAACCCAAAAGCUGAGUUGGUACAAGGCUCUGGAAGAGUGUGGUCAGCGUGGAGGCCACCUGGCAAGUGUCCACGACAUCCAGCACAGGUCACAUGUGAAGCUCAUUGCAGAGACAGACGGCUUCCCGCUCUGGAUUGGCCUGUCAAACCAGGAUGUUAGCGGCUCAACCUAUGAGUGGUCCGACGGUACUACAUUCGACUACAAAGCCACCAUCUCUGACUCACAGGACGACUCCAUCUCAGACAAACAAGAGCCCAGCUGUGUUUUCAUAACCCCUGCCGGAGCUUGGGUGAGAACCAGCUGCAAUACGUUGAUAAACGGAGCCAUCUGCUACACCACUACCAUCACCACCACUUCCCAGAGAGCCAGACUACAAGCUGCCCCAGAGGCCAAUCACUGCCCUCAGAGCAACGGUAUGUCCAAGUGGGUGCAGCACCAGGAUCACUGUUACGCCUUCAACAUGAGCUUCUACAACUACACCGUGUACAGCAUGGAGCAGGCCAAGGACAUCUGUCAGAGCAUGGAUGCUCAACUGCUGACCAUAAAAAGCACAGAGGAGAACGACUUUGUGUCAAAGUACAUGUAUAAUGAUCCUCUCAUCACCAGUCGAGUGUGGCUCGACAUGGUCCUCGAUGCUCAAGGUAAGGCGAAGUCCUGGCAGGAUGGCUCAGCUGUGGACUACUCUAACUGGAAUUCUGGGGUCUUGAAUACUGGGAAAAUGUCAGAGCCCCAAUGUGCUGUCAUGAUGGCGGGAGAUAAGGGAACCUGGAAUCUUGUCAACUGCAAAACUAGCCACAGUCGUGUUGUCUGCAAAACCGAAGCAAAGUCUGGAGGUUCGCCCGUUGCACUGGGUCUCUUCUUGGUCGUCCUCAUCGCUCUGCUUUUAACCAUCGGCUUCAUCGUCUACAAGAAGAAGAGACACCACUUCUCUUCUACCGUCCGCUACGAGAGGACAUUUAACGAAUUAGACACCACCAGUAUUAUAACAGAAGCUGACUGAGCUUGCUUAAGUAAUCAGCCUCAGGGAGUAUUGAUGUGCCUGCCUUGUGUGCAUUUUAGUUUUUCAGCAAGAGCAGAUGCAGCCCCCCCCCCCCUUUUUUUUUUAAUUAUUUAUUUAUCCUGCUCAAGCCUUCAAACUUUCUAGAAUUAUGUAUAAAACUGUAAAUAUUGUCGAGGAGUUGUGAAUAUCUGCCAAAACUCAGUUUCUUAAUUUGGGUUAUUUUAAAUUGUGUUUAUUAAGAAGCCCCCCGUUAUAGCGAAUAUUAAACUCGGGCUGAUUCUUUCUGGUAAAUAUUGAUCAGUAGUGACAUGUUCUAGUUUUUCUUUUCUUUUUUUAGAUUGUAAAAAGAUUUUGAGUUGAUUAACAGAGAUAUGCAACCUGAUGAAACACUCUCAUUUAGCCUUAUAGCCAGGGUUAAAUUGCACUGAUGUAUGACUCCAAACUAUCAGAAACAUUGAUACUGUAUACAUUACUCAAUCUAUUCCAGUUCUGAACUUCAUGGUUAUAGUUGAUCAAUACAUCACUAGACUCUGAAGAGGCCAGUCCACCUGAAAAAUACAGUAAAAGUUAUUUUUCUUUGACCUGCAGUGUGUGUGUGUGUGUGUGUGUGUAUGUGUAUGUGUAUGUGUAUGUGUAUGUGUGCGUGUGUGUG